Molecule: messenger RNA, 1955 nt
Organism: Dissoconium aciculare CBS 342.82
Lineage: Eukaryota; Fungi; Ascomycota; Dothideomycetes; Mycosphaerellales; Dissoconiaceae
Product: glutamine synthetase bacteria
Exons: 2
Coding region: 286-1593 (435 amino acids)
Molecular function (GO): glutamine synthetase activity
Source: RefSeq, a predicted model, not a curated record
UCGAGAUUUCCUAGGUUGCAAGGUUCUAAGGUUGGCACUAUUGCGUGCCCAACCCACCGUUCGGCCGCCACGUGGUCGUCUUCCGAAGCCGAGGCGUAACGGAAACUUCCAAGGUUCUAUAUUAUAAAGUUGCAGGUGGCAUUGCAACUCGAUCCGAUCCCUACAGGUGCCCUGGCACAAGUACGACCAUGAGUUGCGAAUCAUAGAUACCUUCAUCAAAAGCCUCCAGCAAUUCUCUCAAGCUCAGGUCAUGUACGCUGCGGGUUGUAUAGAUCACCACGAAAAAUGACGACUCCUGAGUCUGCUGUGUCCCUGUUAGCUUUCUUCGAGGCUCACGAUUCGAUACAAUAUGUGCGGUGUCAGUGGCUAGACUAUGCUGGGAUACUACGCGCUCGCAUAUUGACCAAACGGCAUUGUCUUCAGCUGGCUCGUGCUGGUAAACCAAUUCGAAAUGGAGCUCCUGGUCUGUCGUCCCUUCCUGACAAUUCGGUUGCAUCGUUCACAGAACACAUUUAUGAUCACCACAUCUGCCCCGACUGGGCCUCUCUUCGACCUCUAUGUCUGGGUGGAUCGGCUCCGCGAUAUGCAAUGGUCAUGUGCUAUGUCGUUGAUCCCUCCGCGGCCCCAUCGGAGCAACAUACCGACUUGUGCCCUCGUCGGGCCCUCCAGAACGUCCUCGAGGCAUCCCAGACUUCAACGUUAGGAAGAAUCUUGAUCGGAUUUGAAAUUGAGUUCCACGUUCUGAAAGCGACCGGUGCAGACAUUGCGCCUGCGAUCGAAUUGCCUCUGGGCCACUACUCCGCCGGGGGGUUGCGUGAUCCUACGUUCGGCUGCGUGGAGGAGGCAUUGGACAAUCUGAACAACUCGUCCAUCCAAUUUCAGCAGUUUCACGUGGAGGGUAGCACCGGACAAUACGAGAUAGUACUCGAUCCCCUGCCACCGAUGCAAGCCAUCGACGAACUUGUCAUGGCUCAAGAUAUCAUCCGCUCUACAUUCUCAAGGCAUGGAUAUGUGGCAACGAUGUUGCCGAAGCCAAUCGCUAGUCUCGAUGGAAGCGGCUCGCACGUUCAUAUUUCGAUCAGUGAAGUAGAGCAUCAUGACUGCUUCUCUGCAGGUAUGCUCAAACAUCUGCCAGCGCUCUGCGCCAUAACACUUCCGAUGUCAUCGUCGUACGAGCGGCUCAAAACCUACGAGGCUGGCCAAUUUGUUUGCUGGGGUACCAACAAUCGCCUGGCUCCUAUCCGCCUGAUAGAGAAAGGCCACUGGGAGUACCGCUGUGCAGAUGCGACAAUGAAUUAUUAUCUGGCAUUGGCCACCAUCAUAGCAGCCGGGGCCUCAGGCGUUGUGAAUCAAACCCCAUUGCUCUUGAAAGAUAUCUCGGGCAUGGAAAAGUCGGCAAUCGGCGCCAGCCACAUGCCUCUUCCAUUAGACUUCGAGGCGUCGCUUACCGCACUCCGAGCAUCACUGUCUCUCUGGAAUGAAUUAUUGGGAAGCGCUGUGGUCCAGAAAUAUCUCCGAUAUAAGGAGCACGAGUUUGAGACGAUGGAGAAGCAAGACUCGGCGCUCGCUCAAUGCCUGUGGAAAUGGUACUGAUAUUUCACGUGGCCCUUUCUGGAUCAAGAGGCAUUAGAUAUUUAGUCGACGUCCCGCGUUGUUUGGGCAGCUCUAUCAUUCAAAACGAUACGAGCGCUGUCCCCUGUAGCUGUUCGUACCUCUCGACUCGCUACUGUACAAACUCCUUUGUCGUUAGUGCGAUAGUAAUCCAGUCAGCGAAAGCGGUUUUGAUGGGAUCCGUGAAUGCUUCCCAGGCAUUGGGAGGGUGUUGCUUCUAAGCAGGAAUCCAUCCGCUGCGUGCUUGCUUGCUGCCUCAGGUACGCGUUUCAUCCUUCUGUGCCAGAUCUGCCAGAAAUUAUAUCGAGAGGCGGAUGCCCGUCUAUCUGCGUCAGUGCCUGUCG